AUGAAAUUGCUGCUCGCUAUAAUCUGUUUGGCGUCAAUCCAAAUGGAAUUCAUUGAAAGUAAAAGCAUUAGAAAUGCAGAAGAGCCGCGAAUAUUUUUUCGACAAAUUCUCGAUGCAACAGGAUUCUUUCCAAUUGAAAUUAAUGUACCUGAUACAGUGUCAUCAAUGAUGAGUGGUUUAAGUUCCAUGUACGAUACUGUAUCAGGUUAUUUCGGAAGUGGAGGAAGUGAAGGUCAACCGGAAGAACAGACCCAGCAGAUCAUUCAUGAUGAGAACAGUGUCAAUUCGAAAAUGACUCAGAGGAAAAAGAAAGUGAAAAAAAUUAAGAAAAAGAAAACUGUAAAGAGCAAUAAUGAGUACGAUUAUUUCUUAAGCUACUUCUUGUUGUAA
Molecule: messenger RNA, 390 nt
Organism: Chironomus riparius
Lineage: Eukaryota; Metazoa; Arthropoda; Insecta; Diptera; Chironomidae
Source: the annotation of a GenBank genome assembly